GUUGAGGACACUGGGAAAGUCAAAGAACAUGACCCGCAGUGUUCUCAGGGUUCUGGAGGUGUGGGAGGGAUCUGUGACAUCCACCGCAGCGCCUGGUUGAUCGGCGAACUGCAGGGGUCCAGCUUUGAACUCACCAGGGGGGUCGGAGAUGGUUGAGUACGGUUCUUUCCAUGGUCUUCAUCAGACCAUGAGAUGCUCUACAAUAAACACAGUUGAAGGUGAAAAGACAGAAACAUCAGAGCAACUGAGAUGUCUCAUAAGAAGAAGAAGAAGAAAAAUGGCGUACCUGACAGGUGGCUGGACUAUUGUCCUGUAGGACGCAGGAUACCAGGAACUCGCUUCAUCGCCUUCAAAGUGCCUUUAAAACCGUCUCUGAACUCUCGUGUUGCAGAGUCUGACUCCUUCAGUCUGUGGGAGCUUCUGGACUCUGUGCAAAGUCAGAACCAGGAGCUGGGUCUGAUCAUCGAUCUCACCUUUACCACCAAAUACUACCAACUGUCGGACGUCCCGCAGACCUGCUGCUACGUCAAGAUCCUCACAGAAGGUCGCCGCGUGCCCCCCGAUGCUGCCAUCCUGAGCUUCAAGCAGGUGGUGACACACUUCCUAAACGAGAACCGCGAUAAUGACAAGCUGAUCGGAGUCCACUGCACACAUGGCCUGAACCGCACUGGAUACCUGGUCUGCAGGUACCUCAUCGACGUGGACGGGCUGGAACCUGAGGCAGCCGUGGAGCUCUUCAAUGCCUGCAGGGGGCAUCGCAUCGAGAGGCAGAACUACCUGCUGGACCUGCAGCAAGGCGCCAAGAGGAGCAACGCUGGCAUCGACCAGCUGGAGCAGGAGCCAUCCAGAGGACUCGCUGUGGAGCGAGUGUCUGGCUCCGCCCCCACCCAGAGACCGCCGUCAGGCCCCACCCCCACAGAGACACCAACUGACCCCACAGAGGAGACGCAGACACCAGGUGAGAAACGACCACCUGGCAACCGCCGUCGCCGUGGAGCUCGGCAUCGUCGGGGCAACAAGCCUCCACAGAGCGGCCUCCUCCCCACUCCUCCACUGUCCGCCUACCAGUGGAGCCCCGCCCCUUCGUGAUAUCCUGCUCACUUCCUUGGAACACCUGGAGCGGCAAGAACCGUCCUGUUAACAAACCUCAGAGACACAUAGUGAGUCUGUGAGCAGACGCUGACGUGUUUCCUGAUUGAUAGAGUGUCAGUGACUGGCGCCUCCACCUGACAGGCAGGUUUGUGUCUUUGCUAAACUUUUGCAGACGGAGCCGAUAAAGUUUUAUGUUCCAAGUCUGGAUGAUUGAGAAGUGGCUAAUUUAUUAGUUAUAGUUCUUCAACACCGUUUGAGCAGCUGAUGUUUCUGUUCACAGAUGUUGUUUUCAUAAAGAUUUAAUAAAAAGGUCACUUUCUUCAAA
Molecule: messenger RNA, 1417 nt
Organism: Thunnus maccoyii (southern bluefin tuna)
Lineage: Eukaryota; Metazoa; Chordata; Actinopteri; Scombriformes; Scombridae
Product: RNA/RNP complex-1-interacting phosphatase-like
Exons: 3
Coding region: 250-1089 (279 amino acids)
Biological process (GO): protein dephosphorylation
Molecular function (GO): polynucleotide 5'-phosphatase activity; protein tyrosine/serine/threonine phosphatase activity
Source: RefSeq, a predicted model, not a curated record